AUGGGUUUCAUCUCAAGUCAAGAGGGAGACUCUAAGAACUACCUGACCUACUACAAGAGAGCAGCGGUGUUCCUAGCGAUGGGAAAAUCCAAAUCUGCUCUGCCGGACCUCACCAAGGCCAUCCUGCUCAAACCUGACUUCCUGGCUGCCAGGUUACAGAGAGGGAAUAUCCUGUUGAAGCAGGGCAACACACAGGAGGCCAGGGAGGACUUUGAAGCAGUGCUACAGCGCUCCCCAGACCACGAAGAAGCGCGGGACCAGCUGAUGAAAGCGAACGAGCUGGAGGAGCUGCAGGAGGAGGCCCAUGCUACGUACCACCAAGGGGACUACAGCGCCAGCAUCACCGUGCUGGAGAGGGUCAUUGAGAUCUCUCCCUGGGAUCCGGACUCUCGGGAGCUUCGUGCAGAGUGCUACAUCCGGAUGGGCGAUCCUCAGAAAGCCAUCCAGGACCUGACCCCGACCACGAAGCUACGCAACGACAACCGCGGCGCCUACCUGAAGCUCAGCAUGCUGCACUACAGCCUGGGGGAUCACCACGAGUCACUCAAUCACAUCCGGGAGUGUCUGAGGCUGGACCAGGAGGACAAAGAGUGCUUCACCCACUACAAGCAGGUGAAGAAGCUCAGCAAGCAGCUGGACUCAGCAGAAGAGCUCAUCGAACAGUUCAGGUUCCAGGAAGCCAUUAGUAAGUACGAAACAGCGAUGAAGACGGAGCCCAAAAUCCCGCUCUACACAAACCUGGCCAAAGAGAGGAUCUGCUUCUGCCUCGUAAAGCUGAAUUCAGCUCUGGAUGCCAUAGACGUUUGCUCAGAGGCUCACCAGAGAGACCCUCGCAACGCCAACGUCCUGCGAGACCGAGCAGAGGCGUACAUCCUCAACCAGGAGUACGACAAAGCUGUGGAAGACUACAUCGAAGCCAAAGAGUUUGACAGCGAAGGCGAACGCAUUGAUCUGAAAGAAGGGCUGGAGCGAGCUCAGAAACUUCUCAAAGUCUCUAAAAAGAGGGACUACUACAAGAUCCUCGGUGUGGGAAGGAGUGCAAACAAGCAGGAGGUCAUCAAGGCGUACAGGAAGCUGGCCCAGCAGUGGCACCCCGACAACUUCCAGUCUGAGACGGAUAAGAAAGAAGCGGAGAAGAGGUUUAUCGACAUCGCAUCGGCUAAAGAAGUCCUCAUUGACCCAGAAAUGAGGCAGAAGUUUGACGCGGGUGAGGACCCCCUGGACCCCGAGAGCCAGCAGGGUGGGGGAGGAGGAGGACACGGCUGGCCUCAUCACUUCAACCCCUUUGACUCUGGAGGCAGCUUCCACUUCAAGUUCCAACACAACUAGAGCGGAGGACUUCACGAACACUUCGAAGUCCCCCACAUUUUUGGGAGGAACGACGGCGGAAUAACGGAGAAGUCUUCCUCAGAACUUCAAGUUUUCUUGAAAUUUUUAACGCAGCGGAUUCUUGAGUCGUACAGUGAAAAAAAAAUAAACGGACUUCUUCCCACCAACACUAAGGAUCUAGCUUAAUGUCGCGGUGGGUGAAGGAAAGGAGAUCCUCGUGAAUGGAAGUAUGGUUUAGCAGAUGUUUGGGUUGUCUGCUCUUGUUACUCAUUUCUUACUUUGUGCCAUUCUUUUAUCGACGGCCUCUUUUUUUAAUGCAGUAGCUGCUCGGACAUUUCAUAGGAAGUUGAUUUCUGCUCGCAGUAUUCUCUCACCGUGUCAAAUCUUCUCUGUACUAGAGAAGAUCUUUUGUACAUCAGGAGGAUUGUGUUCAGCUUCUACAUUAAUGGUAAGUAGGAGGGACUUCAACACUAUCAAAGGAAACAUGUGGAAGCUUUGGAGAUUAAUUUAACGCCAGAACGUGACUGUUUUUGAGUUCAUUUGUUCUUACCAGCUAUCUAAUUGGAAGAAUGUGUAAAUUCUGCACUUGGUUGGAAAUACUGUAUUCUAAAACCCGCAUAUUCACUUGUUCAAAUGGGAAAAUAUUCAAUAUUCUGGAUAAAAACGCAGCAACUAGGACAAGAGUUGUAGUAUUUUGCUCGUUCCUUUAUCCCUCAUUUCCAAGCACCCCUUUUGCACUUUUUGUUUGAAAACCACUCCACUUCUCCUCCACUCCUGACAUGUCACUGCAGGACUUUUCUUUGAAGCCUUUAAUAGACUCCUCACAAUAUCCGAGAGCCUCAUUUACAAAAAGAUAAUACAGAAGAAUGCACAUUUAAAAUGUUAUCAUAACCAGUAUGUUUAGAUAAUUUGUCUAACAGGAUGCAUUGCGACACGAUUUGCAAACUUAAGCAUUAAGUUACAGAUCAAAUCAAGAGUGCUUCAACCCAUAUACUAAGGUGACUUUCUUUUAUUGUUAUUUUGACAAUAACAGCUUGAAGAUACAGCGACUGUAACGGCUCUCAUGCCUCCUGCUCGCCUGGGAACUGAAUGCGAGCGGCCCUUUGUAUUUAAAAUGACUGAGUGGGAAGUUUUUUGUUUCUGGGAUUUCUUUUUAGGGGUUUUGCGAUAAGUGGCAUCAAUUUGACUCUUGCCAAACUGAAUCAGCUGACAUGCUCAAGCUAUUAAAAUAUUGAAACAAUCCAAGUUUGUCCUGAUGUCAUGGUGUGUACAUGUAUUGUAAUGACAGCCACAGAACAGCGCCCCCUGCUGCUA
Messenger RNA from Notothenia coriiceps (black rockcod), 2643 nucleotides. RefSeq names its product DnaJ (Hsp40) homolog, subfamily C, member 3b (gene dnajc3b). Gene Ontology annotation, biological process: protein folding in endoplasmic reticulum. Bases 1 to 1329 code for a protein of 442 amino acids. The transcript has 11 exons. Gene Ontology annotation, cellular component: endoplasmic reticulum. NCBI's taxonomy places the organism in Eukaryota, Metazoa, Chordata, Actinopteri, Perciformes, Nototheniidae. Gene Ontology annotation, molecular function: protein-folding chaperone binding; misfolded protein binding. The record is from RefSeq and is a predicted model, not a curated record.